AUGGCUUUCAGGAGGCAAGUGAAAAACUUUGUGAAAAAUUACUCAGAUGCUGAAAUAAAAGUCAGGGAAGCAACUUCUAAUGACCCUUGGGGUCCUUCUAGUUCUCUGAUGUUAGAUAUCAGUGACCUGACUUUCAACACGAUUUCUCUCUCAGAGAUUAUGAAUAUGCUCUGGCAGAGACUCAGCGACCAUGGGAAGAACUGGCGACAUGUGUAUAAGUCCCUCACCCUCAUGGAUUAUCUCAUCAAGAAUGGAUCAAAGAAAGUCAUUCAGCAUUGCAGAGAGGGGUUCUGUAACCUUCAAACGCUAAAAGAUUUUCAACACAUAGAUGAAGCUGGAAAAGAUCAAGGUUAUUAUAUCCGGGAAAAGUCUAAGCAAGUCAUAACAUUGCUGAUGGAUGAACAGUUGCUGCAUAGAGAGAGGGAAGUAGCAUGUCGGACUAGAUGGCGUACCUCCUACUCUGUGACCUUUCCUAAAGGAUUACCUGGUGCGGGUAACUCACCAACAGCAUGUGCUUCUGCCCCCACAUCAGAAAUUCCUGCUUCAGAGAAGAAGUGUAAGCUUCUUAAGGUUGCAAGGCUACAUAAUAAAAAAAACACUUCCAAGUCAGGACUGAAACGAGAGCAGCGUCAAGACAUUCAGCUGCCUGGUGGAACCGUGUUGUCACAGGAGAUGCUGCCACUCAAGAUUAGUGCUUGGAAGUCGACAGAAGACCUGAUGUUAUUUUAUGAGGAUGAUCCAAAGCCAGUUUUGCCGACAGUUCCUACUUCCAUUAUCUCUUCAACUACGUGGUUGUCAGAAGGGCCAACAGACUGUAACCUCUUGCAUGCAGAUACUGUGCCUGUUUCCUCAGAAAAAAGCCCAUCUCUGCAGACAAAUGUGAGUUUGGACAAGAAAUCAGACAGUACCAUUACAAAUACUGUAAUAGAAAACCCUUUGCAAAUGUCUCUAGAAAAGCAGCCAGCUGCAAAAAGUUUUGAAACCCUGACAGCUUUACCAGCAUUUUGGUCAUCAAGUAGAGAAGAGUUGAUCAACCCUAAUUUAAGGAUCUCAAAGUCAGAUUCUACCUUCUAUAAUCAGGCCUCUGUAGAGACACUCUAUGUCUCUCCCUCAUUCAAAACAUUUGACCCAGUGAAGGAGACUGUAAUCAGUAAGGACCGUCCGAAAGCAACACAGUCCAGCUUCGUGCAGAUGGAUGCUGGAAACCUCAAGACCUUAACCACAUGGGUUUCAACUGCCUCUGAGGGAACAUCUUCCUUUUCUACUUUAUCCAUGUCAUCUCCUAAUUUAGCCUCUCCAGAGAAGUCUGUUCAUCUGUUACCCCCAAUUCUGGCUGGACCUUCUUUCUGGACUUUGUCCCACCAACAGUCUUCUGCAUCUGUUAAAGAGAAAGCUAAGACAGCCAGGGUUCAUCACCCUUUUGCUUCUAGGGGCCUGCUGUUCUCUGAUGAAGAAGAAAGUGACUACCUCAGCCUACUGGAAGUUCUUCCAGACAACUCUGAUUCUGCCAAAAAGAAGACAAGUCCUAUUUCUAGCAGUAAUUGGGUAGAGUUUUCCACCCAAAAUGUAGACCAUUUUACCUCUAUAUCCUGUUCUAGUUUUCAGGCAACCAAAGACCUGCCUAGGGAGCCUGAAGCAAACAAUUCCACUAAUGUUCUUCUCGGGGAGGUAAAAAAUGCUAUAGUCAGAUUACACGAAGAUCUGAGCAUGGUAAUACAAGAACUUAACGUCAUCAGUAGCCAUCUGGUAAGCUUGAGUGGGAGUAGUCCACAAAUAGGCGCGUCUUCGCAGUUUCCCAAGGAGAGCUCGGAUCGAGUUUAA
Camelus dromedarius (Arabian camel) is the source of this 1821-nucleotide messenger RNA. It is a transcript of the gene ENTHD1, whose product is annotated as ENTH domain containing 1. Lineage: Eukaryota; Metazoa; Chordata; Mammalia; Artiodactyla; Camelidae. The transcript is spliced from 6 exons. Gene Ontology annotation, biological process: endocytosis. Gene Ontology annotation, cellular component: clathrin vesicle coat; endosome; plasma membrane. The record is from RefSeq and is a predicted model, not a curated record. Bases 1 to 1821 code for a protein of 606 amino acids. Gene Ontology annotation, molecular function: clathrin binding; phospholipid binding.